This is a messenger RNA of Lobosporangium transversale, 501 nucleotides long. RefSeq lists its product as hypothetical. Bases 1 to 501 code for a protein of 166 amino acids. The transcript has a single exon. The record is from RefSeq and is a predicted model, not a curated record. NCBI's taxonomy places the organism in Eukaryota, Fungi, Mortierellomycota, Mortierellomycetes, Mortierellales, Mortierellaceae.
AUGUUCUGGUGUCAUUAUCAAUCCUUCAACCAAUCGCUUACUAUCCACGACAAGGCACAAACUGAGAUGAUCAAGACUGGCCUUAAGCAAAUUAAAGGGCUGCUGCGAGAGGUCAAAGGAAAGCACUCAGAGAUGGUUAAAUUGCCACUGGAAGUUAAUGAGAAGGACGAUAAAAUGUUUGAAAUGCAAAAUCAAGCCCUCGGCAGACGUUCUAUCCUUCAAACUCAUGCUAAUGCUUUCAUUGUCCGAAACUUUGAACUUCAUGAAUAUCCAAUCAUUCAACUCUUUGUCAUUUUGCCGGUCGAUGCCGCCAAGUGGGAUCCAAGACAACUCUUGAGGAACAAGUUCCGCCUUCGUUUCCUCUGUGAGUGUGGGGAUCACACUGCAAAGACAAGCAAGGGCAUUCAGAACCAAAUCCAUGUUGCCAUACAUGAUGGAUAUGAAAUCCAAAGCAACACAGAGUCCUUUCAUCCGAGGCGCUCAAAGCUAAUAGGACUUUGA